Herpailurus yagouaroundi (jaguarundi) is the source of this 1984-nucleotide messenger RNA. It is a transcript of the gene GFI1B, whose product is annotated as growth factor independent 1B transcriptional repressor. Gene Ontology annotation, cellular component: nucleus. Gene Ontology annotation, molecular function: DNA-binding transcription factor activity, RNA polymerase II-specific; RNA polymerase II cis-regulatory region sequence-specific DNA binding. Gene Ontology annotation, biological process: regulation of transcription by RNA polymerase II. NCBI's taxonomy places the organism in Eukaryota, Metazoa, Chordata, Mammalia, Carnivora, Felidae. The transcript is spliced from 8 exons. The record is from RefSeq and is a predicted model, not a curated record. Bases 259 to 1341 code for a protein of 360 amino acids.
GAGAGAGGGAAAGGGGAAAAAAAAAAAAAAAGAGAAGUAUCUACUGGAGCAGAAUCCGAGGUUGACAGAGUGGAGCCGGUCCCCAGAGAGGCUGAGUGAGGUUCCCACCAAGACCCGCCACCGACCCGGACGCCAGAAAGGAAGUCUGAAGUGUCCUCUAUCACUGACUCUGAGAAACAACAGAGUCUUACCCAACCCUCCCAAAAAGGGAACCCGGGUGAUGAGUUUCUCAGUCAAGGUGUGGGGUGUGCGCUCACAAUGCCACGCUCCUUCCUGGUAAAGAGCAAGAAAGCUCACACCUACCACCAGCCCCGCCUCCAGGAAGAUGAACCCAUCUGGCCUCCUGCCUUUAGCCCUGGCGCCAGGGACCAGGUCCUGAGCAACGAUCCUGUCCUCAGCACCCUGUUCCCGAACCAGCGCCUGGCCUGGACUGACCUCAAACGGGAAACAGAGCUGGAACUGGACCAGAGCCUGACCAGGACGGCCUUGGUGCCAGAGGGCCCCGCUGUGAUGCCCCGAUCCCAGGACAGGGACUCCGACUCACCCCCGUUCUACAAGCCCAGCUUCUCCUGGGAUGCCCUGGCCUCCUCCUAUGGCCACAGCUACCGGCAGGCCCCCUCCACCAUGCAGUCUGCCUUCCUGGAGCGCUCCGUCAGCCUGUAUGGGAGCCCUCUGGUGCCCAGCACUGAGCCGCCCUUGGACUUCAGCCUCCGCUGCUCCCCGGGCAUGGACGCGUACCACUGUAUCAAGUGCAACAAGGUGUUCUCCACCCCACAUGGGCUCGAAGUGCACGUCCGGCGCUCCCACAGCGGGACCCGGCCCUUCGCCUGUGACAUCUGUGGCAAAACGUUCGGCCAUGCCGUGAGCCUGGAGCAGCACACGCACGUCCACUCCCAGGGGAUCCCGGCAGGGCCCGGUCCUGCACCCAGCGUGGCAGUCCCGGGUCUCGAGGCCCCGCCUGCGCCUGACCCCCCGGGGCCUCGUUUCCUCCGGCAGGAGCGCAGCUUCGAGUGCCGGAUGUGCGGCAAAGCCUUCAAGCGCUCGUCCACCCUGUCCACGCACCUGCUCAUCCACUCGGACACGCGGCCCUACCCCUGCCAGUUCUGCGGGAAGCGUUUCCACCAGAAGUCGGACAUGAAGAAACACACCUACAUCCACACCGGUGAGAAGCCACACAAGUGCCAGGUGUGCGGGAAGGCCUUCAGCCAGAGCUCCAACCUCAUCACCCACAGCCGGAAGCACACUGGCUUCAAGCCCUUCAGCUGUGAGCUGUGCACCAAAGGCUUUCAGCGCAAGGUAGACCUGCGGCGGCACCGGGAAAGCCAGCACAAUCUCAAGUGAGGCUGCACCCGCCCCCGGCUCUGGGCCAGCCCGCCCUGAGGUCCCGAGACCCAGAGGGAGGCCGGCCUCGUGCACCCCCCCCCCCCCCCCCCCCCCACCAGUCCCCUGGAGUCGGCACCGGACGGGAAUCUUGCAGCCUGUUUCGAGACUCACGAAAUUGCUGUGUGACCUCGAGCAAGUGGCUUUCCCUCUCUGGACCGACAUGUUCCUGCGGCAAAGGGUGGGGACUGGGUCGGGUCUUUUCUGAGCUGAAGUUGUCUAGAGAUCUAAGAGCUUGGGCGCCUUCCCCAGGGCAGAGCCCAGAAGGCCAGCGUAGCCCCCUGUGGACAGGGGGAGGCCGAGAAUAGACCGGAACUGGGAUCCACAGAGAAAUCUUCCCCCUGCCCGCUGCCCUUUGUGCUGAGAUCUGGUUUUCAGCGGGCCUCUUUCUGGCUGCCACGGAUGGCCAGAGCCGUCUCCUGCCCCAGAGGGAGGCCCGACACCCCUCUGCUUCAGGCAGAGCUGCUGGCACUCAGCUGCCAUGGGGGUUCCAGUUCUGCUUUGAGGCCACGGGGCUGGAGAAAACAGCAGUUACCGCCAUCAAAAGCCCGUCCCUCUCAACUGCCGUAAAUCCAAAUAAAGACACAGCUUUAUUUACAUUUGA